AUGGCGAUGCCCAUGAGAUGCAACAGACCAUCUCACCUGUACUUGAAAGUUUUCACCCGCCAUCAGCAAUGCACAUGCGACCUACCGAAGUAUCGAGAAAUAAAGCUGGGAAACAACAUUUUGUCGUUUACAAUCAUGCUGUACUCACAGUGGCAACGAAUCCACAUAGUAAGGCUUUUCUCUGAAGUGCUUCUUGAGAAUUCUGGGGAUGUGAUUUCGAAGCAUAAUUCCAUCAUUAAUAGCAAUCAUUCCAACCUAGAACAGAAGUUCAUUCAAGAUGAAUGUCUAAGUAAUGAGAAUAUCAAAGAGUGUUACAACCGUUUGGAUUUGGCACAAACCUUAGGGACUCUGAACCAGCAUGGCUGA
Striga asiatica is the source of this 366-nucleotide messenger RNA. The record is from the annotation of a GenBank genome assembly. NCBI's taxonomy places the organism in Eukaryota, Viridiplantae, Streptophyta, Magnoliopsida, Lamiales, Orobanchaceae.